AUAUGAGUACUUUCAACUGUCAGUAUCGAAAUCGACUUGGUGUGACUUGUAAUUGUCUCAACUUCACACUAUUUAUAUAAAUUUCUACCUAACAAAUAGAUAAAUCGUGAUACAUAACUUAUCAUUAAUCCAUAUUUAAAAAAUUAAAAAAAGAUUAAAGUGUUAAUUGUUUCAAUCGGAGUAAAACUUCAAAUUUAAUUGUGUGUUCACGUGUAUUACGUAACAAUAGAUUAUAAGGGAGAGAAAGUGAGAGAGAAAGAAAGAGGUGAAGUCAACGGUAAAAUUCAACAGAAUCAUACAGAAGGCUACACAACUUUUGCCGCAAAAAGGACCGAACGAAUAUUAAUCGCGAGAGGGGGGUGUCGUCUUGAAACUCUUCACACGUGCAACAGAAAAUUCGCGUAUCCAAUCCAUUAAAUAUGGACUCUCCUGUCAUCGUGGAUACAGCAUCCAAAUUCGGCCGAGAUCUGGACCCUGGUUUUCCAUUUGAUGACGAAGGUUUUAGCCGGAGGAGUGACAUAAGGUCUCAUUUAGACGACUUGGCAGCUCGACAUCCAGAAUUUGCUGAACAUUUAUUGGGUCCACCUUGGGGUGAUAUUCCUUUUCACGGUACAUUGAGAAAUCGUAGACGUGGCUCCAGUAGCAAUUCCCACCAGGGUCAUACAGACGACGAUACGCGUAGUCAAGCAAGUGGAAGCAGUGCAGCAAGUGUAGCAAGUGGCGCCAGUGGUGUGAGUUCCCACGGAGAGCCUGAUCAUACUUACCAACAAGAUACAUCUACUAAAAUUCCUCAGUACGGUUUACGCAAUACUGUAGACAUUGGUCAACAUCAUCACAAUAUGGAAAACGUUGAAAAAGGAGAUCGAAGUCAAAGGUCAAUGUCUGCUCCACCAGAAAAUCGACAACAACCACAAGAACAAUCACAACAACCAUCUCAAGGUCAGAAUCAACGAUAUAUUAGUAGGGUAGACAUCACGCCUCAAUAUAUCGGUCAAAAAACUGAUGAUAAAAAUUUCAAUACAGCUAAACAACAACAAUCAUCACAACAAGCUCAACAACAAAAAAAUCAAACACAAGGUAACGUCAGGCAUAUUCCAAUAUUUGUAGAAGGACGUGAUGAACCUGUUAUUCCUAAGAAUAUUGAUGAUCAACCAACAUAUACUAGACAUCAAUCACCUUCACGAUUUUAUCAGCAAUCAAACUUUGAUGCUCCACAAAAUUUUCGAAAUAAUUCACAUAAAUCUUCACAAUUUAAUGACUUUUUUAAUAAAAGGCAUAGAGACUGGCCUUCACAAUUUCAAGAUCCUUUUCAGGAUACUUUCGAUCAUCCAGAAACACGUAGAACCCAUCAACAAUCACGAUCACCAUUUAGACAACAAACAACUGAGAAACAGCGAGUGCCUCAACGUGAUGAAAGUCCUAUCCCAGUACCAGUACAAAAACAACAACAACAUCAAGAGACAGAGUCUAAACAAAGGCCUACUCCUAAAACAUCUUUAGAAAAAGUAGCUGCAGUUCAGAAAGAGGUAGAUUCAUUGACAGAGCAAGUUAAACAAUGGAAUGGGAAUUCGCGGAAAGAUAAACAGUAUAUUUAUCUUGAUGAAAUGUUAACUCGAGAAUUGAUCAAGUUAGAUGAUAUAGAGACUGAAGGUAAAGAAAAUGUUAGGCAAGCGCGAAAGAAUGCCAUCAAAAGUAUACAAGAUUCUAUCAGUUUAUUAGAAUCUAAAGCACCUCUUCCAGCACAAAACAAUGAAACAAUCGUUGAUCAAUCAAUAACUGAGAAUCAAACAGAAAAGCAACAAGACUCUGUUGAAAGUCAACAAAUUAUGAGUAGUAACGAAGAACAGGAAAAUAAAGAGGUUAUUCCUUUACCUAUGUUAUCAACAGAUUCUUCAUCAGAAGCUGUCGAGGGAUCUGAAACACAAAAAGGUGCAACUCCUACUGAAGAAAAAUUAUCAGAAGAUCAAAGUCUUCCUCAAAGUGAUGUAGCUAGUGCUCCAAUAGAAAAUGUUUCAGUAAAAGAUUCUAAUGAAACUGAAGUUCAACCAAAUUCGGAAGCUCAAAAAGUGUCAGAAAAUGAACAAGUUAAUCUCAAAUCAUCUAAAGAUUCUACAGAAAGAAAGGAUCAUCAGAAUACUCUUCAAAAAAAGUCACCAAAGAAAUUAAAAAAAGCAAAUCAACCAACACCAAUCUCCUUAGAGCCAAUUCCUUUGCCGGCAUCGGAAAAGCAAAGUUAAGAUGCUAAAAGCUUAAUUAA
This is a messenger RNA of Chelonus insularis, 2257 nucleotides long. RefSeq names its product BAG domain-containing protein Samui (gene stv). Bases 420 to 2237 code for a protein of 605 amino acids. The record is from RefSeq and is a predicted model, not a curated record. Gene Ontology annotation, molecular function: protein-folding chaperone binding; adenyl-nucleotide exchange factor activity. Gene Ontology annotation, cellular component: cytoplasm; nucleus; membrane. Gene Ontology annotation, biological process: protein stabilization. The transcript is spliced from 3 exons. NCBI's taxonomy places the organism in Eukaryota, Metazoa, Arthropoda, Insecta, Hymenoptera, Braconidae.